Penicillium salamii is the source of this 1554-nucleotide messenger RNA. NCBI's taxonomy places the organism in Eukaryota, Fungi, Ascomycota, Eurotiomycetes, Eurotiales, Aspergillaceae. The record is from the annotation of a GenBank genome assembly.
AUGUCGUCAAAGCAGGAAAGAUCCGACAAUAUCCAUAUUGAGCAGGCGGACCCUUUGCAGAAUCCUCUUCACGACGAUAUCGAGGAAGCAAAGGCGAUUUCGACCUACCAGGAAAAUGCGGUCGGAUAUAGGGAAUAUCGAGAAGGAUUGCACCUUGAGUUCACUGCAAAGGAGGAAACCAAAACCAGAUGGAAGAUUGAUUUCGUUGUACUCCCUAUCUUCCUCGUCACACAAGCGUUGCAGUUCAUGGACAAGACGGCCUUGAAUUAUGCGAACCUACUCGGAUACCAGGAGAGCCUGAACUUGAAAGGUCAACAGUUUAAUUACCUUUCAGCAAUGGUGUAUGCUGGCUACUUCUUUGGUCAAUACCCAUGUGGAUGGCUCGUUGGAAGAUUCCCUGCUCAACGUGUAUUGGGAGUGAGCUGCAUGAUGUGGGGAUUGAUGGUUAUUAUCAUGACCCAAUGCCAUACAUACCCCAGUGCUUUGGGUGUUCGUUUCAUAAUGGGUAUCUUUGAAGCCGCUGUCACACCUGGCUUGACCCUCAUGACCGGAUUCUGGUACACACGACAGGAAAUCCCUCUUCGCCAGUGUAUAUGGUACUCGGCACUUGGCUGGGGGGGCAUUGUCGGAUCCUACAUUUCGUUCGGUAUCACUAAUCUUCCAGUUGACAUGAGCCCAGCACGCUGGGAGCUGUUGUUCUAUAUUCUCGGAGGCGCCACUUGUCUCUGGGCGUUUGUGAUAUUCUUCGUUCUGCCCGAUUCGCCUUCAAGUGCCUUCUUCUUAACCAAAUCUGAGCGCAUCAUUGCGGUCAAGCGUGUCGCCGGUAACGAAACUGGUAUCAAGAACAAGACAUUUGACACGAAGCAGGGAAUGGUCGCGUUUAAGGAUCCAAAGGCCAUCCUACUCUUUAUCUCCGUGUUUGCUGCUGCCAUUCCCAACGGUGUUGUCAACUCUUUCUCGACGAUCAUUAUCAAGGACAUGGGCUUCUCCCAAACGAUAACUACAGAGUUGAAAUCCGUUGGUGAUGCAGUUGUUAUCGUUGCGUUGAUUAUCGGUGGCACUAUCACAUUGAACGUACCCAAUUCCCGACUGCUCACCUCGACUGCUGCCAAUAUCCUUUGCACCGUUGCUGCCGCCUGUAUGGCUUAUCUUCCUAGAGAGCAGAAAUGGCAGAGACUGGUUUGCUUUUGGUUGGUAAAUGCACAAUCUGUCGGCUUCACGGUCUCAUUGGUGACCAUUUCCUCCAAUAUGGCUGGUUAUACCCACCGGGCUAUGGCUAACGCUCUCGUGUUUACUGCCUAUUGCUGGGGUAACUUUGCGGGGCCCUUUGUGGUGAAGCCAUCGCAGGCCCCUCGAUACGAGGGCGCCACGAUUGGUCUGCUAGUGGGCUACGCAAUCAAGGCAUCAUGCCAUCUUCUAUUGCUUGGCUACAUGUUUAUCGUCAAUCGCCGUCGUGACUCACGCUACGGUCCGGCUGACAAGGCUAGAAGUAAUGAAGCCGGAAUGCAGGACCGGACUGAAUUUGAGAACAAAGAUUUCAGAUACGUGCUGUAG